Syngnathus typhle (broad-nosed pipefish) is the source of this 2232-nucleotide messenger RNA. It is a transcript of the gene rxrgb, whose product is annotated as retinoid X receptor, gamma b. The transcript has 11 exons. NCBI's taxonomy places the organism in Eukaryota, Metazoa, Chordata, Actinopteri, Syngnathiformes, Syngnathidae. Gene Ontology annotation, molecular function: nuclear steroid receptor activity; retinoic acid-responsive element binding; nuclear receptor activity. The record is from RefSeq and is a predicted model, not a curated record. The coding region runs from base 461 to 1864 and encodes 467 amino acids. Gene Ontology annotation, cellular component: nucleus; RNA polymerase II transcription regulator complex. Gene Ontology annotation, biological process: cell differentiation; anatomical structure development; response to retinoic acid.
UGUGUGUGUGUGUGUGAAAAAGAAACCCUCCGAUCCACCAGAGCAGCAGCAGAGGCGUUCGGUCCCGAUCCUGUUGAAGCUUGAUACGGACCACUGCUGUCAUUGGGAGAAGUGCUCUUUUUGAGCGGCCCCUCCUCCUCCUCCCUGGCCGGGCCCCCCGGGCUCUAGAGCCGCCUCGCACACUUUUCAGUCCGGUCCGGGAGAGGAAUGUGCGGGGAUGCCGAGCACCGCUGGCUGUAGGACACCUAGGAAACCUUGACGACAACACCGUUAUGGACAGCCAUGAUCCGUACGUGCAUUUAAUACCACUCCCCCUUUCCGCCUCCUCCUCCUCCUGACCAUUCCUAAAAAGUAGCAAGGAUCCGGAGUUUCCGCCUCAUCUUUAGUUUGUCAGCUCAGCAUCAGUCAAGUCGGACGCCGCGCACGGCGACUGGCGUCCUGCCAGCUCGCAACCGAAGGCAUGUGGCAACCUGCGGCAUCACCUGCAGCUGGAUGUGGCGCCGGGCGGGAGCUGGGUUACGGCCACUAUUCUACCGGGCCAAUGAGCACGGCCCAUUCUCACCCCCACGCCCCGCCAAUGGGCGGCAUGGUGGGCCACCCGUCGGUUAUCAGCACCGCCAGGCACUUGCAGUCGCCCAUGUCGUCCAUGGGCUCGCACAUGAACGGCUUGGCCUCACCUUACUCCGUCAUCACCUCGUCUCUGGGCUCCCCUGCCGUAUCGUUGCCGUCCACGCCCAACUUGAACUUCGGACCGCUCGGAAGUCCGCAGAUGAACUCUAUGAACAGCGUGAGCAGCUCGGAGGACAUCAAGCCUCCGCCGGGCCUGCAGAACCUGGGGAGCAUCAACUACCAGUGCCCGAGCCCUGGGGGAAUGUCAAAGCACAUCUGCGCCAUCUGCGGAGACCGUUCCUCAGGGAAACACUACGGCGUGUACAGCUGCGAGGGAUGCAAAGGUUUCUUCAAGAGGACCGUGCGCAAAGAUCUCACGUACACUUGUCGAGACAGUAAAGAGUGCCUGAUCGACAAGCGCCAGCGCAACCGCUGUCAGUAUUGUCGAUACCAGAAGUGCCUGGCCAUGGGCAUGAAGAGAGAAGCGGUACAGGAAGAGAGGCAGCGUGGGAAAGAGCGUGGGGAGAAUGAGGUGGAGUCAACUAGUAGUUUUAAUGAGGAGAUGCCUGUGGACAAGAUCCUAGACGCUGAGCUGGCGGUGGAGCCCAAGACGGAGACGUACUCGGACGGCAGCCCCGGCAACUCGACCAACGACCCCGUCACCAACAUCUGCCAAGCGGCGGACAAGCAGCUCUUCACGUUAGUGGAGUGGGCCAAGAGGAUUCCCCACUUCUCAGAACUCCCCUUAGAUGACCAGGUCAUCCUAUUACGAGCAGGCUGGAACGAGCUGCUCAUCGCGUCCUUCUCUCAUCGGUCGGUGACGGUGAAAGAUGGAAUCUUACUGGCCACGGGCCUCCACGUCCAUAGAAGCAGUGCCCACAGCGCUGGGGUGGGCUCCAUCUUUGACAGAGUCCUGACAGAGCUGGUGUCCAAAAUGAAGGAUAUGCAGAUGGAUAAAACGGAGCUGGGCUGCUUGCGAGCCAUUGUUCUGUUCAACCCAGAUGCAAAGGGUUUGUCCAACCCAACGGAGGUGGAGGCAUUGAGGGAAAAAGUGUACGCCUCACUGGAGUCUUACACUAAACACAAAUACCCGGACCAGCCUGGAAGGUUUGCCAAGCUACUGCUGCGUCUGCCCGCGUUGCGCUCCAUCGGCCUCAAGUGCUUGGAGCACCUUUUCUUCUUCAAGCUCAUCGGAGACACGCCCAUCGACACCUUCCUCAUGGAGAUGCUGGAAGCGCCGCAUCAGAUCACAUGACCCCAGUCAAACAUCCCCUCUUGUAAAUAGCCCUUAUCAGCAAUAUGAAGAUGGAGUGAGGGAGGGAAGGACGCUGCAAUUGAAAAAGUUGAAUAUUUUAUAACAAUUAAAAAGCAACGGCGUAAUUAAAUCCAAAACGGGAUUUCAAGGCUGCGGUGAGGACUGAGUACAAGCGUCAUGUUUUUUUGUAAAUAGAUUAUUGCAGGUGUCCGUUUCAAAAGAAUUCCAGUGCAUUUGAAAAGGAAUCAGAUUUUAUUCAUAGAGUAAAUGUAUAAAGUAAAAUUUUAAGUAAAAAAAGAGGAAAACUGAAUUUCUUAAAACAUAUGAGUAUUCUUACAGAAUAAAGUUAUUAAGAAAUACAUACAACA